Molecule: messenger RNA, 180 nt
Organism: Aphanomyces astaci
Lineage: Eukaryota; Oomycota; Saprolegniomycetes; Saprolegniales; Verrucalvaceae
Exons: 1
Coding region: 1-180 (59 amino acids)
Source: RefSeq, a predicted model, not a curated record
AUGGCGCCCAAGGGCUCGUGGUCCACUUCGUUCUGCGGGUUCUGGAACGACUUGGAUGCGUGUGCGCAAACUGCUGAGUAUGCUUCGAUCCACCCCCCCAAUGCGUUUGACGCCAUGGGCAACUCGUACUACCGAAGCCCCGCAGGGACGCCCGGUACAGCGGCUGUGGCCAAUGUGUAG